AUGGGAAGAAUAACUUCGGAACCCCAGAAAGAAACCCUAACUGCAAUAACCCACUUUGGCCAUACACACCCGUUGAUCCACAUCACCACCGAUCAUCAACACAAAAUUACUCGAAAUAUAUCAUCUUAUUCUUCUUGUUCGGGGUGCAAUCUCAAUAUUUUCGGAACAAAUUUCUACGCAUGCACAGAAUGCAAAUUCUUCCUCCACAAGAAAUGCUUCGACAUGCCGAAGAAAAUCGAACACCCUUUCCACAAGGACCACGCUUUAAGCCUCGUGCCGGGGCCUGCCUACUCCACCGGCAACUUCAACUGCGACGCUUGCUUUGAAAAGGGCAAGGGCUUCUCCUACAACUGUGACCCUUGCGGUAUUGAUCUGAACAUACUCUGCGCAAUCAUGCCGUUGUGCGUCACAAAUGCCACCUGUCACCCGCACAAGCUCGACCUCACUUUUGGAUCCCCCUUCCUUACGAAACGCUUUAGCUGCAAUGUUUGCAAGAAACUCGGUGGGGACCACUGGCUUUAUCGGUGCGGGUUAUGUGGAUUUGAUGCCCAUCUCAAGUGCGUCAUGAGUUUUCAGUCCAAAGACUAUUUGGAGCCACGAGAGGUGGCAACGUUCUCUAAAUGGGCUCCUGCAACACCGCCUCCCGUUGUGGCCACGCUACCUCUUAUGGUGGCGCCACCGCCUUUAGUUGAGAAGGCGUCGCCACCUCCUAAUGUGGCGACGCCGCCUCCCAUUGUGGCGGUAGUGCCUCCCGUUGUGGCGGUGCCGCCUAAUCAGACUCAGAAGCUGUGGCCGCGUCCAAUGAUGGAAAGUGUGCCUUGUGUUUUACCGGUGGAGGUUUCUAGUGUGCCUUUUACUGGGUCCGGUAACAGACACAAUGAUGAUUUGGCACUUUUCGCCAUUCAACAAAUGAUUACCAACAAUAGUAAGGCCAUAGCUCAGGCAAUACUUUCAGCAGGUAAUUCUGGAGAUAUCAGGGGAUUUCAUCUGCUGAUUGAGUUGAUAUAUGCCAUUAGCAGCAACAGUGGCACUAGUGGUGGAGGCAGCCAAGACUCUUUGCACACAAUAAAGAACAAUGGUGGUGGCAGUGGCGAUGACGGUGGCGGCGGUGACGGCCAAGACUCUUUGAAGAUGGUAAUUGAUUGUGGUAGUGAUGGAGGUGGACCAGAUCGUGCUUUGCACAAAGUAAUUGAGGAUAGUGGUAGUGUUGGUGGCCAAAAAUCUCUACACGCGGUCAAUGGUACGGCGGUGGUGGUCAAGAAUCUUCGCAUGAGGUAA
Erythranthe guttata (spotted monkey flower) is the source of this 1278-nucleotide messenger RNA. The record is from RefSeq and is a predicted model, not a curated record. Lineage: Eukaryota; Viridiplantae; Streptophyta; Magnoliopsida; Lamiales; Phrymaceae.